CGCCCUUCACAAAUAUGGGGAGCAACGGCUGUGGGGGACACUAGGAUGGGGCAUCUCCGCAGUGGCUGGCGGGGCUCUGGUCGACUGGUAUUCCAGGGGAAUGUUGAAACCAGACUACGCUCCGGCCUACUCGAUUGCCGUAGUUUUCUUAACAAUAGACCUGGUGAUUGUGGGACGCCUGCGCUUCAGCAUCACGCCAGUGAAGAUGGACCCUAAGAAGGUCCGAGGAAUUUUCAAGAUACCUGCUGUCCUUCUGGUUCUGAUUACGACGGUAGUGGUUGGUGCUUCAUGCGGAAUGAUUUGGACAUUUCAACUCCUCUUGGUGGAGGAUGUGGCAAAGAUGUGGGACUCAAACUUCCCUUUUACAAAGCUCCUGCAAGGAAUCCUCGUCUUUGUUCAGUGCUUACUCAGUGAGAUGCCAUUCUUCUACCUGGCAGGUCACAUCAUAGCAAAAAUUGGUCACUUCUACUCCUUCUUCUUGGCACUUCUCGCAUUCUGCGUCCGUCUUUGCUUCUACUAUACUGUGACCAAUCCGUGGUGGUUUAUACCAAUUGAACUCGUCCAUGGGAUGUCAUUUGGACUUGCAUAUGCAACCAUGGCCUCCUAUGCAAACAGCAUCACUCCCAAAGGAGCAGAAGCAACAACUCAGGCCAUCUUCGGAGCUGCUUUCUUUGGAGGUACUGGAGUAGGAGGUCUUGUGGGGGGAUGGCUAUUUGAAAUAAUGACUGGUUGGAAAGCUUUCCUUACUGCAGGAAUUGCAAAUGGAAUCUAUGCCUUAAUCUUUCUGGCAAUUCACUUGCUCAUUUCUCAAUCCACGAAGAGUCAGCAUGUAAGAGGGAGGAAAGAAGGUAAACCAAAUGAAUCGGCAGCUGAAGAAGAAAUGGAGAAGCUGCAAGGAGUUAACAAUAUCACUUGAUGAGAGGAUACUUGUAGCUUCUACAACAGUGAAGUCUAUUCAAGGGAAGUUACCAGAAAUCGCUCUACAUUUCUUGUAACAUACUUAAAUGCCCUUAACGGUGAUCUUUAAGCAAUGGUGAAUCUCUUAAAAAAUGAACCAAAGAAUUUGGGAUGAUCUGCAGAGAAGCAACACUGUCUUCUCAUCAACAAAGAUCCUGGAUUUAAGGGAGCUUUCACAUCCCACCAGUCUCACUUACUGAAUAAAGAAUGCCUGUUUGUAUAAAAGGCAACUAUUUUGAGAUAAUUAUCCGUAUGUAAAUGGAUCUCAUGAAACACGUGUUAUCUAGAUGUUAUUUUUGCAUAUAUUAUACAUAUAUUAUUUAUGACAUUUACUUAAUAAAAUAAAAGUA
Messenger RNA from Macrobrachium nipponense, 1307 nucleotides. RefSeq lists its product as uncharacterized. Gene Ontology annotation, molecular function: transmembrane transporter activity. Gene Ontology annotation, cellular component: membrane. Lineage: Eukaryota; Metazoa; Arthropoda; Malacostraca; Decapoda; Palaemonidae. The coding region runs from base 101 to 916 and encodes 271 amino acids. The transcript has 6 exons. The record is from RefSeq and is a predicted model, not a curated record.